GCUGAUCGGCUCCACAGUCCGUACCAGUCAUAUGACCUACUGUAACAACCACAUACUUUCUUCCCUCCUUCAAAUUCCCAAGUCCCCACUGAGCCAUUUCUCUCGUUUCUCUUCUCACAGUCGCCGUAUUUUCUUUCAAGGUCCACCAAUGUCUACAUCUGCUGUAAAAAUUGUUGCCGAGUACGCCAAGUCGAAUCGUUCCACAUGCAAGAACUGCUCCAAAACCAUUCCUGCAAAGGCACUGAGGUUGGGUUUUGUGAGCAGAGAUGGGCGGGGAUUCGACAUGACCCGUUGGUUUCAUUCUGAUUGCGCUUCUUUUGGUUCCGACCCUGUUUCUUCCGCCGAGGAGAUUAAUGGGUUCGCGCUCUUGAAGGGGGAUGACCAGGAAGCUCUGAAGAAAUUAGUUAGCAGAAGCCAUGAAUCUAAGGUCCGCAAAAGGGAUGAGGAUGAAGAAGAUGGCAUUGAAGAAAGAGAUCAAAAGAAAGUCGAGUUGUCUGCCUCUAGUUUGCUGCCAAAGUUAGACCUUGUCCUUACAGCUUCCAACAUAAAGACCAAGUAUAAGGAUGCUACACUUUUACCUAAAUGGAAGGCAUUCCAGACACUCAUCUUUCUUGAGCAGGAUGAUGGGUUACAUCAUUCAAGUAAAAUAGCUGCAUUUGAUUUUGAUGGCUGUCUAGCAAACACAUCUGUCAAAAGAGUAGGUGCCGAGGCGUGGUCUCUGAUGUACCCUUUGAUACCACACAAACUCCAGAGCUUGUAUAAUGAAGGCUACAAGCUGGUAAUAUUUACGAACGAAUCCAACAUUGAGAGAUGGAAGAACAAGAGACAGGUCGCUGUGGACUCCAAACUUGGGCGUCUCGAUAGUUUUAUUAGUCGAGUCAAUGUCCCAGUUCAGGUGUUUGUUGCCUGUGGAAUUGGAGGCGGAUCGGGUAAAUCCGAAGAGGAUCCCUUCAGGAAACCAAAACCUGGGAUGUGGCAGAUCAUGGAGAACCACUUCAAUGGCGGCAUCCCCAUUAAUCUAGACCAAUGUUUUUACGUGGGGGAUGCAGCUGGGAGAGCUAAGGAUCACAGUGAUACUGAUCUCAGAUUUGCCCAGGCCAUUGGGUUGAAGUUUUAUGUUCCUGAAGAAUUUUUUGUUGAGGAAUAAUUUAAUUUACCUUUCACCAGCCUAGAACAAGAAGAAAACUGUGUAGUAGCAAUAGCUUUGUAAUGAAUUACUUCAGUGGAGGAUUGUGAAUUCAGGCACAUCUUUUAGAACUAAAUUUUACAAACCUAUGAACUUUUGUAUUCUAUUCUGAAAAUGAAUGCAAUGAGAUGAGAUCAUACCCCGA
Molecule: messenger RNA, 1331 nt
Organism: Cucurbita moschata (crookneck pumpkin)
Lineage: Eukaryota; Viridiplantae; Streptophyta; Magnoliopsida; Cucurbitales; Cucurbitaceae
Product: polynucleotide 3'-phosphatase ZDP
Exons: 11
Coding region: 32-1147 (371 amino acids)
Biological process (GO): DNA repair
Molecular function (GO): zinc ion binding; double-stranded DNA binding; ATP-dependent polydeoxyribonucleotide 5'-hydroxyl-kinase activity
Source: RefSeq, a predicted model, not a curated record